AUGCACCGUAUCCAGCAUAGAUCACAGCUAUAUGUUCGAGGGAUCAUUUCCCAGCAGCACCUCACCCCAACCAGUGCUACGAAUCUGCAAAGACCGCCCCGAAGAACCCUAAUUGCGACCUCACCCCACCGCAGCUGGGAAGUCUCCCCGAACAUCGACACAACCACCUACUGGAACCACUACCUCCGCACACGUCCCACCUACCCAGCCUCCUUCUACAACCAAAUCUACGACUACCAUACCUCAGCCUCCCCCUCAUCCACAGCACCAACCUUCACCCUCGCCCACGACAUCGGCCCCGGCCCCGGCCACGUCGCGCACGCCCUCUCUCACCAAUUCCCCCACGUCAACGUCAGCGACAUCGACCCCCGCCACCUCACCUACGCCCAGCACCUCCACCACACCAAUUCCCCAAGCACAACCACAACAAAAUUCACCUACACCCUCACCCGCGCCGAGCACCUCGCCACUCACUUCCCCCGCGCCUCCGCCGACCUCAUCCUCGGCGCCCUCCUGUUUCCGCUCCUCCCCUCCCCCACCACCGCCCGCCACCGCCCUCCACGCCCUCCACCGUCCUCAAACCUUCAGGGGCCGCUGCUCGACGGGAUCGUGGACCGGCUGUACCAGUCCGUCAUCCGGCGGGCCACCGAGACGCAGCGCGCCAGCUACAAGCGCGAAGCGGAUGCCGCGGCUAGCUGGUUGGAUUCUCUGGCGUUUGCGGCGGGGGAGUGGCGGGCUGUGCGGCGGUAUACUUGGAAUCGCGGGUGGGCAAGGAUGGGGUUCUUCACGGGCCGGGCCGGGGGGUUUGUGGUUGAGCCGGUGAAACGCGUGCGGGCCGGGGAGGAGGUGGUGGUGGAGGUCGAGGAUCGGGGGCUGUGGCGGCGGGAUUGA
Aspergillus japonicus CBS 114.51 is the source of this 891-nucleotide messenger RNA. RefSeq lists its product as uncharacterized. The record is from RefSeq and is a predicted model, not a curated record. Gene Ontology annotation, molecular function: S-adenosylmethionine-dependent methyltransferase activity. The transcript has 2 exons. NCBI's taxonomy places the organism in Eukaryota, Fungi, Ascomycota, Eurotiomycetes, Eurotiales, Aspergillaceae. The coding region runs from base 1 to 891 and encodes 296 amino acids.